AUGAAGAACCCCCUACACAACCCCUUGCCCGCCUCGCUAUCGAGCGAGUGCGAAAAGGCCGCGGCAAUCCUUGAAUCGUUUAUCAACCCCAAAUUGAAGAUCGAUGGCAAAAUCCCACGGAAAAUAUUCUUGGGUGCCAAGGGUAUCGCUGUGUUCACAGCACUCAGACUUGGAUUCCUAGGCUCAGUCCGCUUCGGCUCGGGACUAAUCGUCGCCCGCCUCCCAGAUGGCAGCUGGUCAGCGCCAUCAGCUAUGGCAAUGGGCGGCCUAGGCGCCGGUGGACAAUUUGGCGCUGAACUGACCGACUUCGUAUUCGUCCUGACGACUGAUGCAGCAGUGAAGACAUUCAUGCAGUCGGGAAACUUGACCAUUGGUGGAAACAUCUCUAUGGCUGUCGGCCCCAUUGGCCGCAGUGCCGAGGCAGGGGGUGUGGUGGGAGCAAAGAAUGCAACGGGUGUAUUCGCCUACAGCAAGACUCGUGGGUUAUACGGCGGGCUCACGGUUGAAGGUGGUGUGCUUGCCGAGCGUCCGUACGCGAACAAAAAGAUGUAUGGGCGAAAGGUUCCAGCGAAGGAACUAUUGAGCGGGCAGGUUCCAUCCCCGCCUGAAGCCCAGGUCCUCAUUGAUGUCUUGAAUGGGGAGUGCUUCCGCGCUGAAUCGUCUGCCGAACCUACAUCAGAGAGUCCCGAUGAGUCGCAGGGACAAGUACCCGAGGCUGCUGUGCAACCAGCGAGCGAGCAACCGCAGGGGGUUUCAGUGCCUGUUGCUGCUCAGGUGGUAGCCGCUGAGCCAGGUGUCGGGAAGGUACAUGGAACAACAGAGCUGCUCACUGGAGACUCCCAUGGUUUAUCUCAUGAGCCACAAGCUCGAGAGACUGAGCCGGUUGUUGAACAUAGAUCACCUACCCAGCACGGGGCACGCGGACAUGUUGAAUUGCCCAACAGUGACACCCAAGAUGCACAGAUCGCAGACGUCCCACAUGCUAUUUCUACUACUGAGGAUGAUUUGGCCGCAGGAUCGAGUACACAACCAGCACACGAAGCUAUCGAGCCGGUGGCUGGAGAAACUGACAAGACAAUUCGUGGGGUUCAGACCUAG
This is a messenger RNA of Penicillium paradoxum, 1098 nucleotides long. Its product is annotated as lipid-binding SYLF domain-containing protein. NCBI's taxonomy places the organism in Eukaryota, Fungi, Ascomycota, Eurotiomycetes, Eurotiales, Aspergillaceae. The transcript has 3 exons. Gene Ontology annotation, molecular function: actin filament binding; phosphatidylinositol binding. Gene Ontology annotation, cellular component: actin cortical patch. The coding region runs from base 1 to 1098 and encodes 365 amino acids. The record is from RefSeq and is a predicted model, not a curated record. Gene Ontology annotation, biological process: actin filament bundle assembly; actin cortical patch localization.